Lepus europaeus (European hare) is the source of this 5165-nucleotide messenger RNA. RefSeq names its product SR-related CTD associated factor 11 (gene SCAF11). Gene Ontology annotation, molecular function: RNA binding. The coding region runs from base 102 to 4514 and encodes 1470 amino acids. The transcript is spliced from 16 exons. The record is from RefSeq and is a predicted model, not a curated record. Lineage: Eukaryota; Metazoa; Chordata; Mammalia; Lagomorpha; Leporidae. Gene Ontology annotation, biological process: spliceosomal complex assembly.
GCCGGAGGAGCGCGCGCUCGGAGCUCGGCGGCGCAGGGACGGGCCUCGGCUCCCGCGGCGGGGCCUCGACCUCGGCUGAGGAAAUCCUACCCCAAGGAGAAAUGAAGAAGAAAACUGUGUAUACCCUAAAUACGGGAGAUCAGGAGUAUGAAGAUAUGGAAGGUAAAGAAAAUGGAGAUAGUACUGCCACCACCAGUCUAUUGUAUGAUGAGACUGAAAGAUGUCCAAUAUGUCUUAAUUGCCUAUUAGAGAAGGAGGUUGGUUUUCCAGAAAGCUGUAAUCAUGUCUUCUGUAUGGCCUGUAUUCUUAAAUGGGCAGAGACUUUGCCUUCAUGUCCUAUUGACCGAAAACCUUUUCAGGCAGUGUUAAAAUUCAGUGCAUUGGAAGGUUGUGUUAAGGCCCUCAUGCUGUCAUCUAGACCAGCGUUGUCCAGUGUUCAAGUUAAAAGACAGUUGAGAGAAACGAAAGACAAGAAAAAUGAAGGCUUUUUAACGAAACAGCUUUCCUGUUAUGAAAGUUGUAAAGGCUCUGUAAGAAGAAAAAUUACUGGAAGAGAAGAUCUAAGUGCAAGAGUUCAUGAUUUGAGGAUCAUACAUGGAAACUCUUCACACACAGAAACAGGAAGAAAGAAAAACACAGUAAUAAAGAUAAAUAAGCCUCGACGAGCAAAUCAACACGGAAGUCAGUGCUUCAGAAAUUUUUUUUCCAAUAUCUUUUCUUCUAAUUGUUACACUGGAGAAUCUUCUCUUAUCUGUCAAUCUUAUUGUACAGAAUUUAUAGAAGUCAAUGAAAUCAGUGAAUUGAUUAGGCAGAAGAGGCAAGAACUGGAAUUGUCAUGGUUUCCUGAUACGUUACCUGGAAUUGGAAGAAUUGGUUUUAUACCUUGGAAUACUGAAACAGAAGUCCUUCCUCUCAUUUCUUCCAUGUUGCCCAGAACUAUUUUUCCAACAAGUACCAUAUGUUUAGAAAAUUUUGGUUCUUCUUGGAAGGAAUAUGCAUUAGCACAUACUCAGGGAGGAGAAGAAAAGAAGCAAGCUUCUGGUACGUCAAACACCAGAGGAUCAAGACGAAAACCUGCGGCAGUAGCUCCGACGAGGAGAUCCACGCGUAACACAAGGGUAGACGCAGUCAGUCAGUCUCAGAAGUCUCCGGUGUCCGUUAAUUCUGGGUGUGAUGCCCCAGGGAGCAGUAAUGCAUCCGUAAGUGCUGCUUCUUCAGCUGAGCCUGAAAAGCCAACAAGACAGGCUCCAAAACGUAAGCCUGUCAGAAGAGGACGAAAGCCACCUUUAUCAAAAAAGAAACUUCGGAGUUCCAUACCUCCUCCUGAAAAAUCAUCCUCAGGUGAUUCCGUGGAUGAAGAAGCUGCAGAAUCAGACACACCACCUGUGUUAGAGAAAGAACACCAAUCAGAUACGGAAAAGAGUACAUGCACUGUGCCGACAGACGUAGAAAGCCAGUCUGCUACAUUCUUGGAAAACCACAGCGAGCAAAUAGAAGGCAAGGAACAUACUGAGGAUCAUGACACAGAGGAAAAAGUCGAAUCUCCACAUUCUGAGUCUUGUACUCAGGAUCCUACUGUGCUGGUAGGAGAGGAGGAGAAGGAAAUGAGAAAACUUGAGGAUGCAGGUGCAGAAGCUAAAGUUCUCUGUUUAGAAAGUGAGAUUUCUGAAUGUACAUCUGGAAAAGGAGGUGAUGGAUUAGCAAAUCCAGACCAGACAUCUGGACCUUCAGCAUCAGAGGUCAAGGCAGGUGCAUGUGCAGAUAACUGCGAAUGCUCAGGAUCUGAAGUUCAAGUACACCAGCCUGUGUUUAGUCUCCUGGGUGAGUUAUCUAAGAAUGCAGAGGCUGUGGUUAAUGAAAAAAUGAUACAGAAUGCUUUAGGAGAUACUGCUGAUCAAAAAGAUUCCCCAGUAAAACAAGAAGAGCUCAUGGAGAACCCCACAUUAGAGUCUUCAGUGGAUGAAAUAAUGCCAUCAGGGGAAAAGAAGUCUAUUGAGAGCGCACUCAGUAGUGAGCUGGAGUGCACAGGAGAUGCAGAUGCAGGGAUAAUUGCAGCGUGUGACACUUCAGAGAACGAAGGUUUUGGUAGCAUGCAAGACUCUGAAAAUAAUUUAUUACAGAAUAAUCUUAACACUGAAUUGGACAAAUCUUUAAAAGAAAAAACUGAAUCUCUGGUUGAACAUCCCACACCUGUGGAGUUGCCUGACACACAAAUAGAGAAGAUUGAGAAACAUUUUAGUGAGGACAAUAAUGAAAUGAUACCUAUGGAGUGUGAUUCAUUCUGCAGCGACCAAAAUGAACCUGAAAUUGAACCUUCGGUAAAUGUAGAUUCCAGACGGUUGGGUGAGAAUUCUCUGGCAUACAGUUCUGAAAAUAACAUGCCUUCUGCUGAUGCUGCAGAUGAAAAGGUUGACAUGGUACCUCCACCAUCUGAGAGCUCAGUAGAUGCAACAGAGAAGGCCAAAAAGCCUCGUACUCGAAGAUCUAGGUUUCACUCCCCAUCUACAACUUGGUCUCCCAGCAAAGACUCUGCACAAGAAAAGAAGCGGUCUCAGUCUCCCUCUCCCAAGAGAGAAACUGGAAAAGAGAACAGAACAUCUCAGUCACCAUCUCCUAAGAAAGAACCUGCCAGAGGACGGAGGAAAUCUCGGUCUCACUCCCCAAAAAAGGACAACUCGAGAGAAAGGAGGCAGUCUCAGUCUCGGUCUCCAAAAAGAGAUAGUACCAAGGAAGUCAAAAAGUCUGAGUCUCUGUCCCCUAGGAGAGAUGCUUGCAGAGACAACAGGCGGUCUCCAUCCAGAGCAAAAGAUUCCUCUUCAAGAGAAAAGUCCAGGUCCCGAAGCAGAGAGAGAGAGAGCGAUAGAGAUGGGCAGAGGAGAGAUCGAGAUAGAGAAAGGAGAAGCAGAAGGUGGUCUAGGUCCAGAUCUCGUUCUAGGUCACCAUCAAGAUCUAGAACAAAGAGUAAGAGCUCAUCAUUUGGGAGAAAUGACAGAGAUGAUUACUCUCCUCGGUGGAAAGAAAGAUGGACCAAUGAUGGUUGGAGAUGUCCACGAGGAAGUGGUCAGUACAGGAAGAGUGACCCCGAGAAACAGAGUGAAAAUACCAGGAAGGAAAGAAACGACCUCAAUCCAGAUGUUGUUGAUCCAAGUUGUACUGACAAACAUAGAAACGACUGUCCAAACUGGGUAACAGAAAAAAUAAACUCUAGGCCUGACCCAAGGACCAGAAAUCCAGAAAAGUUAAAAGAUUCUUACUGGGAAGAAAGUCGAAAUGAAAAUUCAGGGAGUUCGUGGAAUAAAAACUUUGGUUCCGGUUGGAUGUCAAACCGUGGUAGGGGUCACCGGGGCAGAGGCACUUACCGAGGUAGUUUUGCGUACACAGAUCAGAGUGAAAACAGGUGGCAAAACCGGAAACCCCUCUCAGGGAAUUCAAAUAGUUCAGGAAAUGAGUCUUUCAAGUGUGCAGAACAGCAGUCCUAUAAGCGGAAAAGCGAACAAGAGUUCUCGUUUGAUACACCAGCAGACAGGUCCGGGUGGACAUCCGCAUCCAGCUGGGCUGUGAGGAGGACGCUGCCUGCAGAUGUGCAGAACUACUACUCACGGCGGGGCAGGAAUUCUUCAGGCCCACAGUCUGCAUGGAUAAGACAGGAAGAGGAAACACCUGACCAGGAUUCUAACCUAAAAGACCAAACAGGCCAACAAGUUGACGGUUCCCAGCUGUCAAUGACCACAAUGCAACCACCGAUGCCGCCACAGAUGGGUGUGGUGCAGCCUCCCAUGAGCAUGCAGCCCCAGCCUGUGGCCAUGUUCCCCUACCCAGUGGGGGUUCCUGCGCCUCUGAUGAGUGUGCAGCGCAGCCCCUUCCCCAUCCACCCGCAGCUGCCUGUGCACCUGCACACAGGAGUGCCUCUGCUGCAGGUGGCUGCUCCUGCAGCUGGAUCUCAGGGACCACCCCCACCCCCACCCCCGCCUCCUCCCACCCCGCAGAUGAGCUACGUGGCUUCACAGCCAGAGGGAAAGCAACUGCAGGGUAUUCCCAGUGCUUCUCAUGUAAGUAAUAGCAUGAGCACACCAGUCCUGCCUGCUCCGCCAGCAGCCCCUGCCAAUGUGGGAACAGUUCAGGGACCAGGUGCUGGUAACACUUCGUCAUCAAGUCACGGCAGGGCCUCUAAUGCUGCUGUGAAAUUGGCAGAAAGCAAAGUAAGUGUCACAGUGGAAGCCAGCGCAGAUAGCUCGAAGACAGACAAGAAAUUGCAAAUUCAAGAGAAAGCAGCACAGGAAGUAAAAUUGGCCAUUAAGCCAUUUUAUCAAAAUAAAGAUAUCACCAAGGAAGAAUAUAAAGAGAUUGUGCGGAAAGCAGUGGAUAAAGUUUGUCAUAGUAAGAGUGGAGAAGUAAACUCUACGAAAGUGGCAAAUCUGGUAAAAGCCUAUGUAGACAAAUACAAAUAUUCACGGAAGGGGAGCCAAAAGAAAACUCUGGAAGAACCUGUGUCUACCGAGAAAAACAUAGGCUGAAGUGAGGAGCGCAGUAGAGGACAUUGUCAAGAUUUCUGCCAAGUGCAAUUGCGACUUGCACCAUUCGCUGAGAAGCAAAUGUGACUGACUAAAAUUCGGUUUUUAUAAAAUUAUUAUUUUUUAAAUGUAGGAGAUCAUGUUUUGUUCUAAAUAAAUAUAGUUCUGCACUGCAAUUUCUAUAUCUCCCCUCCCCCCACACCCCCAGCUCCAGUAUAAUGGCAAAGUCCAGGGAAAGUCAAGAAUUUAAAACCAUAUGUGUGUUUGCUAGGACUGUGUUAGGUGUGGGUGCUAGAGGACGUGCAGCUCUUUGCUUGGAACAGUGGAAUUCAUAAAUUGGGAAUUUCCAAGUACACUGGCUUUGGAAGAGAAAUAUAUAUAAUACAGUUAUUCUAUCAGGCUAAAAAGUAAAUAUGGUCUUUAUGAUUUUCCUUUCUAAUUAUAGAAAGUUAAAUAAUGUAUUACCACGAGAAAUAUUUCUAAUAUGAAGUAGAACAUACCAGUUGCAGGGUUCCUAAUGUGUAUUUUUGAAGUACAUUUCUGAAUAAAUGCGACAGAAAAAGAGGAUCGGUCACAAGUGGUGAAGUUCAGUGUUGGGGACUCUUGAGAGGCUCCUCACCUGCUGUGACACCAAAUAAAGACUGUGCUGCUUGC